Messenger RNA from Quercus robur (English oak), 1324 nucleotides. RefSeq lists its product as uncharacterized. The transcript has 2 exons. The record is from RefSeq and is a predicted model, not a curated record. Bases 77 to 580 code for a protein of 167 amino acids. Gene Ontology annotation, molecular function: electron transfer activity. NCBI's taxonomy places the organism in Eukaryota, Viridiplantae, Streptophyta, Magnoliopsida, Fagales, Fagaceae.
CAUCUAGCUCUUCGUUUGUAUCUCGCCCUUUAAUUAUUUCACUUUCUAGUCACUUUCGUAAGUUGCAAAUCAUACUAUGGGUUUCACAAUUGCACAAGGACUCAUGCUUGUGUUGCUAAUUGCUUCCACUAUGGCAGUUAGCACAGCCAACAAGGGUUGGCAAUUUGGGAAUUGGCCCUACCGUGGCCCUUAUCACCCCAAUAAUACACAAACUUCCAACAGUAUCAUUGUGGGUGAUUCCUACCAUUGGAACUUUGGCUUUAACUACACCGAUUGGGCAAUCAAACAUGGCCCUUUCUACCUAAAUGACACUCUAGUUUUCAAAUAUGAUCCCCCGACUCCAAAAACAUUUCCUCACAGUGUUUACUUGCUACCAAACCUCCGGAGCUUCAUUAAAUGUGACCUGAAAAAUGCCAAGAAGCUGGGAAAUGUGACACAAGGAGCUGGGGAGGGCUUCAAGUUUGUGCUAAAAAGGCCAUGGCAACCUCACUACUUUGCUUGUGGUGAGCGCAAUGGCUUUCAUUGCAUGAAUGGAACCAUGAAGUUCUUUGUGAUGCCAAUAUUCCGUUGGUAUAGAUAAUUAUUAGAAAAUGUGCAUGCCAUGGGAAAUUUUACUUACUACUAUCUUUUUACGUUUGUUGUGUUUUAGCAAAUAAUGAGAGUUUAUAUAUAUAUAUAUAUAUAUAUAUAUAAAUUACAAAAGCUACUCUAAACUAUCACCCAAUUUUUGAUGUGUUACCUAAAUUUUGAAACUGAGUAAUCAAUCCAUCAACUUCACUUAAAAUUACAAAUAGCCUAUAUUACUAUGAUUAUUAUUACUAUUAAAUUAAAGGAAUUUAAAGCUGAGGGAUUUGUAAUAUUAUUUAAGGAAUUAAAUGAAUGCAAGUUUAGAAGGGAAGACAAGAGGAUUUGACUGAAAUUAUUUUAAAUCACUUGGAAACUAUUUGUAAUUUUAAAUAAAUAUUAAGGGAUUGGUUGCUCAUUUUAAAGAUUAUGAGUCACAUUCUAAAUAGGGUAAUAUUUUUUUUUUUUCUUUCCAUGUCCUUACAGACAAUGUUAUGAGUUAUGAAUGAUUGAGAUGAUAGAGAAUAAAUGUAUCAGUUGUGGCUGGGUAUUCAUGCUCCACAGAGGUGCCUCUUGCAUCGUUGCAUUUUUUUUUAGAAGCUCCUGCAUCCUUGCUAGUCUUUCUGUAAUAUUUACAAUUAUAUAUUGAAAAGUCGGAAUCUUUUACAAUUGGAAAUGUUUGUGACGUUUGGCAUAAUGAUCAAUGUUUGUAAAUGCACAAAAUCAUUACUUGGAUGUACAUGGAGAUGAUUUGGAAUUC